CAUAGAGCAGAGCUGACAUCAGGGGGAGGAGGAGGAGCUACUGCACAGCAUUAAAAACCUUCCCACACAGCUAUAAAGCUUUUAUAAUCAACCAGGUUGCAGAUAUAGAGGAGAUAAUCUGAAUCAAUCUAUCCUGAUGGCUCCAGUUAAGGAGGGGAAUCCAGAUGAGGCCAAGUGUACUGACAAUACCAAGACCAAAGUAAUAACAGGACUGGAGUGUAUCGCUCCACUUAUCAAGACAGCGGAGGAAACCCCUGAACCAAUCACCACCACGGUCCAAGGCACUAUCCCAUCCUGGAUCAAUGGUAACUUCCUUCGCAAUGGACCGGGGAAGUUUGAAUUUGGAAACACACACUACAACCAUUGGUUUGAUGGGAUGGCCAUGCUCCACCAGUUUAAGAUCCAGAAGGGCCAGGUGACGUACAUGAGCCGCUUCCUACAGAGCGACGCCUACAAGAAGAACAGUGAGAGGGAUCGCAUCAUGAUGUCAGAGUUCGGUACUCUGGCGAUGCCUGAUCCCUGUAAAAACUUCUUCCAGAGAUUCCUCUCUCGCUUUGAGAUGAUGGAACCCACAGACAAUGCCAGCGUGAGCUUUGUAAAAUACAAGGGUGACUACUAUGUCAGCACAGAGACCAAUUUCAUGCACAGAGUGAACCCUGAAACCCUGGAAAUGGUGGAAAAGGUUGACUGGAGCAAGUUUAUUGCAGUGAAUGGAGCCACUGCUCAUCCCCAUUACGACCCAGAUGGCACAGCCUACAAUAUGGGAAACUCCUAUGGAAGCAAAGGAGCUCUGUACAACAUCAUCAAAGUGCCCCCUAAGAAAACAGAAAGCAAUGAAACCCUGCAAGGAGCCAAAGUUCUCUGUUCAAUUGUUCCAGAAAACAAGUCCCAUCCCUCCUACUACCACAGCUUCGCCAUGUCUGAGAACUACGUCGUUUUCAUCGAGCAGCCAAUUAAGAUGGACCUCCUGAAGAUAGUUACAUGCAAGAUAAGGGGAAAGGCUUUGAAUAAGGGAAUAUACUGGGACCCGAAACAGGACACCGUCUUCCAUCUCAUUGACAAGCGUACAGGAGAGGUCACUCCCAUUAGGUACCACACCAAAGCGAUCUCCACCUUCCAUCAGAUCAAUGCCUUUGAGGAGGACGGCUUCCUCAUGGUGGAUAUGUGCUGCGCAGAUGGCGGCCAAGCCAUCAGCAACUACCUCAUUCAGAACUUACGCAAAUCAGGAGAGGCACUGGAUGAAGUGUAUAAAACCACUGACAGAACCUUUCCUCGGAGGUUUGUUCUGCCUUUAAAUGUGACCAAUGAGACGCCUUUGGACCAGAACCUGAACACCCGGCCAUCCAGCAGCGCAACAUGUGUCAAAAUCAGUGCGGACAAGGUGUUCUGCCAACAUGAGGAUCUCCAUGGAGAUGACCUAUACCAGUACGGUGGCCUGGAGUUCCCUCAAAUCAACUACAGCAGAUUUAACACCAAACCAUAUCGUUAUUUCUAUGGCUGUGGCUUCAGACACAUGGUGGGAGACUCCCUGCUCAAGGUGGACCUAAAGGACAAGACACUUAAGGCCUGGAACCAGAAGGGCUUCUACCCAUCAGAGCCGGUUUUUGUGCCGUCGCCUGAUGCAGUAGAGGAGGACGAUGGAGUCAUCCUGUCUGUGGUUCUCACACCCUCACAGGAUAAAGGAACCUUUCUCCUGGUUCUGGAUGCGAGAACCUUUGAGGAGCUGGGUCGGGCCAACGUGCCUGUAAACAUGCCUUAUGGCUUCCAUGGUACCUUCUCUGUCUCUGCAUAAACCAGUGCCUGUCAAUAUUAAAGGGAUUAAAGUUACUGAAUAUAAUGCAGUAGGUAAACAUUAAGAAUUAACCAAAGAUAUUUACGAUAUUCACUCACUUUAUUAGUAGUAUCUUUUAGCAGCUCGGAUUGGGUUUAGAGUUACUUUAAAUCUUUAAUGCAGAUAUGAAAUCAGCCAUCAGCCGCAAACUGGAUUUACUUUUUUUUCUAAAUGAGUGUUGUUGUUUUUUUUUGUUUUUUUGUAAGUGGACACUUUGUUCAAACCAGAAAAGCCCACAAAAGUGAACUCUCCUCAAAGUGAGAUUAUGGUUCUGCUCGAUUUACAUCAAUUCAAAUUAAUUAGCACCACGUCCAUUUCUAUUUCAUUAAAACGGCCAAUUUCCACCAAUCAUAGGCUGCAAGCAGCUAGUUAAACGUUGCUGCUUGUGUACAUUUUCUUUUACCUAUUGUGUAAAAAAUUAGGAAUUAAUGGUAAAUUUAGCUCACUGCUAACAUGGCUAAUGCUACAGCCCAUCAAACCAACUUAUACAGUAGUAGCCAUUUAAAAUACCACCACUUUCCUUGCUGGGCUCUUGGCAGGCCCUUGUCUUGUCCCUUAAAAAAAAUUAUUUUU
This is a messenger RNA of Cyprinodon tularosa, 2404 nucleotides long. RefSeq names its product beta,beta-carotene 9',10'-oxygenase-like. Gene Ontology annotation, cellular component: mitochondrion. The record is from RefSeq and is a predicted model, not a curated record. Gene Ontology annotation, biological process: retinal metabolic process; carotene catabolic process. Gene Ontology annotation, molecular function: carotenoid dioxygenase activity; beta-carotene 15,15'-dioxygenase activity. Bases 137 to 1792 code for a protein of 551 amino acids. The transcript is spliced from 12 exons. NCBI's taxonomy places the organism in Eukaryota, Metazoa, Chordata, Actinopteri, Cyprinodontiformes, Cyprinodontidae.